GAACGUCUCAUUGCACCCGGUGGUGUUGCAGAGGCAAUCGCUCGACACUCUUUCGUCAAGAUUAUGAACAUUUCUGGAGAUUUUUGCAAGAAAUUGUGGACUGAGGGAUAAAGGUGACAUAUAUUGGUUGAUGUUACCAGAUAUUCUUGUCAAGUUUAAUGUAUAGGUAUAGUUUAUUGUCCUGGUAUAUGAAGUAUGAAGUCUGCUUUUGUACUGUAGCACAUUGACACCCAUGGAACUACACUUUCCAUGAUUAGAAAAACUGAAGUGAAUUUAGAAAAAGAUACUACUGCUCACAUGAAAAAGGAGCCAUUUGUGUGUAAAAUACUGGAAACUAGUUUUGUUGGCAACACCACCUCAGAACUUGAAGGCCAGUUCACACUGGAGGGAGGCAGUUCAGAUUCCGUGAAUGUGGUAAAGCGUUUUCCCAGAAACAAAUUCACUUGAAGUAUAUUAAAACUCAUCGUGAAAAGAAGGCCUGGAAGUGGGAAAACUUUUUCUCAUUUCUCAAAAAACUCAUCCUAACAGUUAUACGAGGGCUCACAUUGUGGGGAAUCCAUUCAAGUGUAAAUACUGUGGGAAAGAAUUUUUCAGAUAACUAAUCUUAAAAGUCAUGAGGGAUCACGUUAGAAAGAAACCAUUUGAAUGUAAUGACUGUGGGAAAGCAUUUUCUCAUAAAGGUGAUCUUAUCAAACAUGAGAGGAUUCACACUGGAGAGAAACCAUUUAAAUGUAAUGACUGUGGGAAAGCAUUUUCUCAGAAAGUUGCUCUUAACGUUCAUAUGAGGCUUCACUCUGGAGAGAAGCCAUUUAAAUGUAAUGACUGUGGAAAAGCAUUUUCCCUGAAAGGUGAUCUUAAAUAUCAUAUGAGUGUUCACACUGGAGAGAAGCCAUUUAAAUGUAAUGACUGUGGGAAAACAUUUUCUCGGAAAAGCAAUCUUAACAUUCAUAUGAGGGUUCACACUGGAGAGAAGCCAUUUAAAUGCAAUGACUGUGGGAAAGCAUUUUCUCGGAAAGGUGAUCUUAAAUAUCAUAUGAGGGUUCACACUGGAGAGAAGCCAUUUAAAUGCAAUGACUGUGGGAAAGCAUUUUCUCGGAAAGGUGAUCUUAAAUAUCAUAUGAGGGUUCACACUGGAGAGAAGCCAUUUAAAUGCAAUGACUGUGGGAAAGCAUUUUCUCGGAAAGGUGAUCUUAAAUAUCAUAUGAGGGUUCACACUGGAGAGAAGCUAUUUAAAUGUAAUGAUUGUGGGAAAGCUUUUUCUUUAAGAGAUAACCAUAGACCCCAGGUGGGGUCCUAAUGCACCCCUGAUAUAAAUUGAAAAUUAAGAAAACCAUAUGCCAGAGAGAUACAGUCACAGAGACGAGAAACUUAGAAUGGGAAAGUGGAAUGACCAUAGAAGGGGAGGAAGAUUUCAAGAACAGGAAAAAGGUCACAUAGCCAAAGAAGAAUUACUUAGAUGGAUAAGAAAUGGAGAUAUAGGUUAGAAUGGAGAAAGGCUGGUAAUAUGGCUUCAAGAAAAUGGCAGGCAUAUCAGGAAGUGACCAGUGUAGGUUUUGUCAUGCAGCAGUUAGAGUGUUGGUCAUCUGAUAUCAGCCUGCCAGACCCUACUUGCAGAUGGUCACUAUACAGCCUGCCACAGCAAGAUCUGGAAAUAUAUACAUUGGAAAAUAUGUAAAGAAUACAGAAUUGAAGUUAAAGAAAAAGUGUGGAAGUAUGAACCAGAUCCAGUUACCUCCAAUAGGACUGUUACCAUCUUUUAUGACAAUGAAAUUCCAACAGGAAGAAAUAUUGUAGGAGGUGCUAUAAAACCUGAUAUUGUGAUCUGGAACAAGGAAGAAAAAACAGAACAGAUUAUAAAUGUGAAAGUACCCAGUGACUUUGGCCUCAAUAGAGCUGAAAGUCACAAAUAACAAAAUACCAAGACCUAAAGAAUGACCUGAAAAGCACAUGGGAACUGAAGGAAAUAGGAAUAAUACCUGUGGUCAUAGGGUCAACAGGACUUAUAAAAAAAACCUGAAAAAAUAUCUUCAGGCAAUACCAAGUUGCCCAAGUAAGUAUAAAUGAAGUGCAGAUUGCUGCCCUCCAAGGAAUGGUAAACAUCUUGAAAAGAGCCCUCAGAUAUAAGACUAGUGGAAUAUAGAGGUACAACCAUAGACCCUAGUCGAGGGCCCAUUGCACCCCUGAUAUAAAUUGAAAAUUAAGAAUAACAGGCCAGAGGUGUCAUAUAAAUGUAAUGACUGUGGGAGAACAUUUUCUCCUUGGGAACAACCUCGCCCUCUUGGUUAACCUCACCUAUGUGGGGGAUAUCGUCUGAGUAUUGCAACUUCGCUGGUUUUUGUUAUUUCUCAUCUGUGUGUGACCUCAUGUGAGUGUUGCAGCCUUGCAUGUUUUAGAUGAUCACCUCAUCUUUGUUAGCCCUGUUGUGGUUGCAUUUGUUUAACACAGUCAUAUUUAUUUCUUGUUUGGGGCUAAGGGAUGGAUUGUGACAAAGAUGUCACAAUAUUAGAAAGUGUCUUAUUGCCUCUUAUGUAGUAUGUAUAAUUGUGCAAUGUAUACCUUUUGUUAUGGUAGUAUUUUGCAGGAGUAAUGUGUUUAAGCUUGCCUCAUUAAUGCUGUUGCUAAAAUAGUAACUAUUUUGGAUGUGUGGUUGUUUUCACUUUAGCUUUAUCUGUAAUUUCAGAUUUAAUUUUUGAGGUUUUGUACUGGCUCUGUUUAAUGUAAUUUACUGACUGUUUAAUGUACUAAUUGAAGUCAUUUGAUUCACCUAUUUUUUCUGAUUCUCUUAAAUAUAAUACUUGUUCUGUUAAUGGUCAUUUUUUAUGUUUAUUGAGUUCUGUAAUUUACAUAUUUACUCUUGAUUUCUGUAAUUUACAUAUUUACUCUAUUUUUGGCUUUGAUUGUUCUGUUUCUUGUGUAUUUAUAUUACGGACUCAAUUUUUAUGAAUUUACCGACUGUUAAAAUAACUGAUAUUUAGUGUAACUAACUUUUGGUCAUUUAUUUUACUGACUCAUUUUGUUUUGAUUUUGAUCAUUGUUUCAUGACCAUUUAUGUACUGACUUUAUGAUGGUAUUUUAUAACUUUUUCAUGGCCAUCUACUUAUGAACCGGAC
Molecule: messenger RNA, 3110 nt
Organism: Macrobrachium nipponense
Lineage: Eukaryota; Metazoa; Arthropoda; Malacostraca; Decapoda; Palaemonidae
Product: gastrula zinc finger protein XlCGF7.1-like
Exons: 2
Coding region: 614-1297 (227 amino acids)
Biological process (GO): regulation of transcription by RNA polymerase II
Cellular component (GO): nucleus
Molecular function (GO): DNA-binding transcription factor activity, RNA polymerase II-specific; RNA polymerase II cis-regulatory region sequence-specific DNA binding
Source: RefSeq, a predicted model, not a curated record